Microcebus murinus (gray mouse lemur) is the source of this 2379-nucleotide messenger RNA. The record is from RefSeq and is a predicted model, not a curated record. Lineage: Eukaryota; Metazoa; Chordata; Mammalia; Primates; Cheirogaleidae.
GCGGGCGCGGGUCGGCGCUCGGCGACGCGGCGGACGGCGGGCCGGCCCCUCCCUGCCCGCGCCGGGCGCCACUGGCCCGCGCCGCCGGGAGCGAUGACAUCGACGGGGAAGGACGGCGGGGCGCAGCACGCGCAGUAUGUGGGGCCCUACCGGCUGGAGAAGACGCUGGGCAAGGGACAGACAGGCCUGGUGAAGCUCGGGAUCCACUGUGUCACGUGCCAGAAGGUCGCCAUCAAGAUCGUCAACCGAGAGAAGCUCAGCGAGUCUGUGCUGAUGAAGGUGGAGCGCGAGAUCGCCAUCCUGAAGCUCAUAGAGCACCCGCACGUUCUGAAGCUGCACGACGUUUAUGAAAACAAAAAAUAUUUAUACCUGGUGCUAGAACACGUUUCCGGCGGGGAGCUCUUUGACUACCUGGUGAAGAAGGGAAGGCUGACCCCCAAAGAGGCUCGCAAGUUCUUCCGUCAGAUCAUCUCGGCGCUGGACUUCUGCCACAGCCACUCCAUAUGCCACAGGGAUCUGAAGCCCGAAAACCUGCUGCUGGAUGAGAAGAACAACAUUCGGAUCGCGGACUUUGGCAUGGCGUCGCUACAGGUGGGCGACAGCCUGCUGGAGACCAGCUGCGGGUCCCCCCACUACGCCUGCCCGGAGGUGAUCCGGGGGGAGAAGUACGACGGCCGCAAGGCGGACGUGUGGAGCUGCGGCGUGAUCCUGUUCGCCCUGCUGGUGGGGCGGCUGCCGUCGACGAUCGACAGCCUGCGGCAUGUGCUGGGGGUGAGGUCAAGGCGGGCGCUGUUCCACAUGCCGCACUUCAUCCCGCCCGACUGCCAGAGCCUGCUGCGGGGUGCGUUAUGAUCGAGGGGGUGACGAGAUGCGUCGGCCGCGCCCUCUCACGGCCUAGAGCACAUUCAGAAACACAUAUGGUAUAUAGGGGGCAAGAACGAGCCAGAACCGGAGCAGCCCGCGCCCCGCAAGGUGCAGAUCCGCUCGCUGCCCAGCCUGGAGGACAUCGACCCGGACGUGCUGGACAGCAUGCACUCGCUGGGCUGCUUCCGCGACCGCAACAAGCUGUUGCAGGACCUGCUGUCGGAGGAGGAGAACCAGGAGAAGAUGAUCUACUUCCUCCUCCUGGACCGGAAAGAAAGGUACCCCAGCCAGGAGGACGAAGACCUGCCCCCGCGGAAUGAGAUAGACCCUCCGCGGAAGCGCGUGGACUCCCCGAUGCUGAACCGGCACGGCAAGCGGCGGCCCGAGCGCAAGUCCAUGGAGGUGCUCAGCGUGACGGACGGCGGCUCCCCGGUGCCCGCGCGUCGGGCCAUCGAGAUGGCCCAGCACAGCCAGAGGUCGAGAUCCAUCAGCGGCGCGUCCUCAGGCCUGUCCACGAGCCCGCUCAGCAGCCCCCGGGUGACCCCUCACCCCUCACCGAGGGGCAGUCCCCUCCCUACCCCCAAGGGGACGCCCGUGCACACGCCAAAGGAGAGCCCGGCCGGCACGCCCAACCCCACGCCGCCGUCCAGCCCCAGCGUCGGUGGGGUGCCCUGGAGGACGCGGCUCAACUCCAUCAAGAACAGCUUCCUGGGUUCGCCCCGGUUCCACCGCCGGAAACUGCAAGUUCCGACGCCGGAGGAGAUGUCCAACCUGACCCCGGAGUCAUCCCCGGAGCUGGCCAAGAAGUCCUGGUUCGGCAACUUCAUCAACCUGGAGAAGGAGGAGCAGAUCUUCGUGGUCAUCAAGGACAAGCCGCUGAGCUCCAUCAAGGCCGACAUCGUCCACGCCUUCCUGUCGAUCCCCAGCCUGGGCCACAGCGUCAUCUCCCAGACCAGCUUCCGCGCUGAGUACAAGGCGACGGGCGGCCCGGCCGUGUUCCAGAAGCCGGUCAAGUUCCAGGUGGACAUCACCUACACCGAGGGCGGGGAGGCCCAGAAGGAGAAUGGCAUCUACUCCGUCACCUUCACCUUGCUCUCAGGCCCUAGCCGCCGAUUCAAGAGGGUGGUGGAGACCAUCCAGGCCCAGCUGCUGAGCACACACGACCAGCCGGCGGCCCAGCACCUGGCAGACACCACUAACUGUAUGGAAAUGAUGACGGGGCGGCUUUCCAAAUGUGACGAGAAGAACGGGCAGGCGGCCCAGGCCCCCAGCACGCCCGCCAAGCGGAGCGCCCACGGCCCACUCGGUGACUCCGCGGCCGCUGGCCCUGGCCCUGGAGGGGACGCCGAGUACCCGGCGGGCAAGGACAUGGCCAAGAUGGGGCCGCCCUCCGCCCGCCACGAGCAGCCUUAGACACACUAGCCCCUUCCCCAGCACAGCACUGACAGCGGCCGCCCACGCCCGCCUCUGGACCGUGGCUCCGGAGCCGGGGAGGAAGGAGGGGCACGGCGGGCC